Cyclocybe aegerita is the source of this 1188-nucleotide messenger RNA. NCBI's taxonomy places the organism in Eukaryota, Fungi, Basidiomycota, Agaricomycetes, Agaricales, Hemipholiotaceae. The record is from the annotation of a GenBank genome assembly.
AUGCCUCAGUCUCGUUUCUCUGUAUCUUACCUUGCCGUCCGCCUUGCUGCAUCUCGUGCUAUAUUCUCGACGAUGUCGGUUCCUACUCUCGAUGCUGUUAAAUGGACCAUUUCGUCCAUCGUUAUCCUCUCUGCAUCUUACACCUAUUUCGUUAACAAACUCACCAAUAGUACUGGUGCUUCACCACCAACGAACCCAUCUGUUCUGUUACUGCCCAGGCAGGGACUAAAUCCAGCACAGGCGCAUCGUCUCCGUGCGGCGAAGCAAGCACGAACAGAACGCGAUCGGGAGGAACAACGUCGUCUCAAGUUAGCAUCAGCGCGACCAUUUCGUCUGCUUGACCUACCGCCAGAGCUCGUUCUUGUUAUCCUAGGCCACUGUACCUCCCCCGCGACAUAUUCGUCUCUUGUGCGCACAUCGACACAAUGCCAGAAACUCGUGUUCCACGCGUGCCUCCCUCGCCUCCCCAUCCGCCUCAUAACCCCCGAACAGGUGUGCUCAUUCGAUCUGUUUCUCCGCUCUCGCCCACGCCUCGCGCGGCUUAUUCAUCACCUGUGGGUGACGCCCACAAAGCCAGAGCACAUCACGACGGUGACGGCGCUCGUUCGGAAGUGCACGAAUCUGUACACACUAGCGACCGGCACCGUCGUCGUAGAACACGCUAUCAAGAUCGUCACCUCGCACCUGACGGCCGACGCGCACGCCCCGCCGAAACUCAGCCAUCGGCACUGCAAGGACCUCACACUGCUCACGACGAGCAACGAUCAGUGGUCGAGGAUGCUCGCCUCUCAGAGCGGACUGCUGUUCUUCCAAUCCCUCACCCACCUUCGCCUGAUCGGAGAAGACGUGUCAAUACCUGUGAAUGUCAUCCUCCCAAUGCUCACCCACCUUUCGUACGGCACCACCGAGCCCACGGCGAGUCUUCCAAGCCCCACUGUGGGUUCGGAACUUCUAAAGGACCGGGACACGUUCCCUAUGUUACGAACGGUGAUAUUGACAAAGCCGAGAGACCAUGGUGGGCUGCGUAGGUCUGUGAUGGGGAAGUCGGCGGCGGGCUCAGGAAAGAAGGACACGACUGUGGGCAGGGCAUGGUUGGUCGAGCUGCCUUAUGGACAGACGGAGCUCGAGCUAUGGUGCGAUAAUGUGUAUGGGGCAGGGCGUGGGCUAUGGGAGUUGUGUACGGAUUGA